AUGAUUCACUUGGCUAUGGAACAAGGUAUAGUAGCUAUCUUUUUGUUAGAGGAAGAAGAAGAAGAAGAAAUGAAUAAUUUGGUUGUCAUAAUAGUUGUAUUACUAUUAUUUAUUAAUACUAUCAAAUCUGAUAUUGUAGAAUAUGAUCAAAGAUCAUUAAAAAUAAAUGGAGAAAGAAAAUUAAUGAUAAGUGGAUCGAUACAUUAUCCAAGAAGUACACCGUCUAUGUGGCCAUCAUUGAUAAAAAAGAGUAAGGAUGCUGGAAUCAAUAUGAUUGAGACUUAUGUGUUUUGGAACCUGCAUCAACCCAACAACAGCCAAGAAUACAACUUUGAAGGAAACGCAAACAUUACUCAUUUCUUGGACCUAUGUCAACAGGAAGGACUAUAUGUUCAUCUUAGAAUAGGUCCAUAUGUAUGUGCAGAGUGGAAUUAUGGAGGAAUACCCUCGUGGUUGAGAAACAUUCCUGGUAUUGUUUUCCGUGACUAUAAUCAACCAUGGAUGACUGAAAUGGCCAGUUGGAUGACUUUUAUUGUCAAUUAUUUAAAGCCAUACUUUGCGAGUAAUGGAGGUCCCAUUAUAUUGGCACAGGUAGAGAAUGAAUAUGGAUGGUUGGAGAAUGAAUAUGGAGACAGUGGUAAAUUGUAUGCCGAGUGGGCAAUAUCGUUUGCCAAGUCUCUCAAUAUCGGUAUUCCAUGGACCAUGUGUCAACAAAAUGAUAUAGAUGAUGCUAUCAACACUUGUAAUGGAUUCUAUUGUCACGAUUGGAUUCAAUAUCAUUUUCAAGUCUAUCCCAACCAACCUGCUUUCUUUACAGAGAAUUGGGCUGGCUGGAUUCAAUAUUAUUCCGAGGGUGUUCCUCACCGUCCUACAGAAGACCUACUCUAUUCGGUGGCUCGUUGGUUCUCUCGUGGUGGAUCACUCAUGAAUUAUUACAUGUGGCAUGGUGGUACCACUUUUGCAAGAUAUUCAUCUACCUUUUUGACCAACUCUUACGAUUACGAUGCUGCAUUGGACGAGUAUGGUUAUGAAGCAGAACCAAAAUACUCUGCUCUCGCCCAAUUACACUCUGUAUUGAGUCAAUACUCUUAUAUCUUAUUGUCAUCUGGAGAGGUGGCUCGACCAGUAAAUAUAUCAAACAUCACUACAUGCAACACGAUUGAAAUCAUUCAAUACAAUACUACGAUAAAUGGAACAUUAGAGACAAUUACUUUUGUAACCAAUUUUGGUGUAUCUUCUUCUGCGCCAGUACAACUCAAUUGGAAUGGUCAAACCAUUACUGUCAAUCCAUGGUCAGUGUUGAUUCUAUACAAUAAUCAAACAGUAAUAGAUACUAGUUAUGUCAAACAACAAUAUUCAGCACAAAAGGAAUUUUACCAAUCGAAAAGAGUUAAAAAUGUAUUGGUAUCGAGUUGGACAGAACCAAUUGGAGUUGGAAACUAUAGCAAUGUUGUGACUGCCAAUUUACCAAGUGAACAACUUGACCUCACUCUAGACCAAACCGAUUAUCUUUGUAAUGCCGAUGACAUGAUUUAUAUUUACAUUGAUGGUGAAUAUCAAUCUUGGUCACGUGGAUCACCGGCACACUUUGUAUUGGACACUAAAUUUGGUAUUGGUACUCAUAAAUUAUCAAUACUCUCCUUGACCAUGGGUCUGAUAUCAUAUGGAUCACAUUUUGAAUCAUACAAACGAGGUCUCAAUGGAACAGUCACACUUGGUACACAAGACAUUACAAACAAUGGAUGGUCAAUGAGACCUUAUCUUGUUGGUGAAAUGCAAGGUAUACAAUCAAAUCCUCAUUUGACAAGUUGGUCAAUUAAUAAUGAAUUAUCAAUCAAUCAACCUCUAACUUGGUAUAAAUUAAAUUUAAUAAUUCAAUCUGAAAUUCAAGAUACUUCAUCUUUUGCUUUAGAUAUGAUUGGAAUGAAUAAAGGAUUUAUAAUAGUUAAUGGAAAUUCAAUUGGUAGAUAUUGGUUAACAUUGGGAUGGGGAUGUGGAUCAGGAUGUAAUUAUACAGGAGAUGGAUACCAAGGAUAUCUAUGUAGAACUGGAUGUGGAGAACCAAGUGAAAGAUAUUAUCAUGUGCCAAACGAUUAUUUAUAUCUUGAACCAAACCAAUUAAAUGAAAUCAUUGUAUUUGAAGAAUUAUCUGGUGAUCCAAAUUCCAUUCAAUUGGUUCAACGUUAUGUUCCCUAUCAACUUGAUCAAACCGAUUAUGAUAAUAAUUUAGAAUUUCAAAGGAUAUUUGGUUGGUUAAAAAAAAAUAAUAAAUCAUUUUAA
Molecule: messenger RNA, 2280 nt
Organism: Cavenderia fasciculata
Lineage: Eukaryota; Evosea; Eumycetozoa; Acytosteliales; Cavenderiaceae
Gene: glb2
Product: glycoside hydrolase family 35 protein
Exons: 5
Coding region: 1-2280 (759 amino acids)
Biological process (GO): carbohydrate metabolic process
Cellular component (GO): cell wall; vacuole
Molecular function (GO): beta-galactosidase activity
Source: RefSeq, a predicted model, not a curated record